Messenger RNA from Drosophila guanche, 1399 nucleotides. RefSeq lists its product as uncharacterized. The record is from RefSeq and is a predicted model, not a curated record. Bases 22 to 1278 code for a protein of 418 amino acids. The transcript has a single exon. Lineage: Eukaryota; Metazoa; Arthropoda; Insecta; Diptera; Drosophilidae.
GUUCCGUUCGAGAUCUAGAAGAUGCAUUUGAUCAAGCCAACGCUACUGCUGCUCGCUCUGACCAUUAGCUCCGGCUGUGUUCUGGCCGAUUCACAGCCAUCAAUUUUGGAAUCGUUGUUGAACGGAUUGGGCGGUGCGGUGGGUGAGGCGCGGCCCUUUCUUAACGGUAUCCUUGGUUCUGAGCAGACCGCCUUGCUCCUAGAUGGGGACUUGAAGGGCAACCUGCAGACUACCAAACGUCCGUUGUCCCAAGAUUUACUUGCACUUGGAGCACAGAUCACCCAAGCUCUGCACAAUGCUGCCACUGAGCUGCUCGCAAAUUUCUCUUCGAUCGUGCAGUCCACGUUGCAGAAUCUGCGUAGUGCCAUAGGAAGUGUGAGCAAUCGUAUCAAGCGGAAUGCCCUGCAAGGGGCCCUAAACUUUUUGGAAGCCAUCAAUGGCACAACCGUGGAGCUGGAGCAAUCACUGGCCGAAAUUAGCGAGCAAACUGAUGAGCAAAGUCGGAAAUUUGCUGCGGAUAUCAAGGAGCAGUGGAACGACUGGGCAGCCGCUCAGCUGGAACGCGUUGAUGCGGAUACCUUGGGUGGCGGCAGCACCGAGGCCGAGGAAAUCAUCGACGAACUGCAGAAUCGCUACACGGCCUAUCUGCACAGCUGCCUGGAUGAGUUUCAGGUGCGCAAGGCCCAGUACGAGCAGAAUGUCCACGGUGCCAUCUCCGCGGUCCAGAGCGCCACCAAUGGUCUGAUUGGAGAAAUCAAUACCUGCCUGAAGCGCUUUUUCGGAAGCAUCACAUGCCGCAGGGACAUCAAUCAGGCCCUCGCCCCUCUCGAGAAUGCACCCAACACACUCGUUAGCCUAAAGCUGGAAAGCCUGCAGAUACUGGGCAAGGGUCUCAAAGCCAGCAGCUGUGUGGGCCAGACCUUGGCCGAUUUUGCCCUCGAAAAGCCCAAUAUAGAGCGCCAGCUGGAGGAGAUCAUUAAGCGCCAUCAGAAGGAGGAAUCUUCCUCUGAAGAAUCUUCGUCUGAAGAGAACUCCGAUGAAGAGAACUCUGAUGAGGAAUCUUCCUCUGAAGAGAACUCCGAUGAGGAAUCUUCCUCCGAAGAAUCUUCCUCUGAAGAAUCUUCAUCUGAAGAGAACUCCGAUGAGGAAUCUUCCUCCGAAAAAUCUUCCUCUGAAGAAUCGUCCUCGGAAGAGAAUUCCGAUGAGGAAUCUGCCUCUGAAGAGGGAUCUGAUGCCGAUGAGGAAUCUGCUUCUGAAGAGGGAUCUGCCGCCGAAUAGAGCCGAAGAUGACUCUACCACAAAAGAGGAUGCAACCACAAUGUAAAUGCAUGUAAAUAUUAAUUGGUGUAGGGUAUUCUUGUAAGCAGCAAUAAAAAACACUUUCAAUGCAACACAGUGA